AUGGCAACGGCGACGAAAACUCCACUGGACCAUUUUCGGGCUGCUGUGAGCAAAGUCAUCGCCAUGAAUCGAACCUCAACAAUGUUCACCUCUUUGGGUGCUGGGGCCGAACCUGGUGUGGACCCUCGUCACUACAAUGCGGAACUACGAUAUCGUGGCAUUCGACAACCUUGUGAAAUUCGUAUCGUGGACUAUUCGUCGGUGUCAAUGAAGUCGGGAAGUAUGUCAAACAUUCAACUCGUUGAUAUGUUGAAUGAUCCGCAAGUGAGCGAAAGACCGUCUUGGGCAAAAGUAAGGUGGAUAGAUGUCGGAGGAAUCAGUUGGGAUGUGUUGAAAGCGCUCGCAAUGAAGUACAAAAUACACCCUCUCGCUCUUGAGAACAUAUUGCACACGCACACUAAACCCACUGCGAGCAAAUCUGAUUAUUAUCAUGAGCAUCUAUUCCUGCGAAUACUUUGUCUUGAACUGCGUGAUGAGAAUAGUGUCAUUCGACUUUCCGAAACGCAAUGGGAGUGGGACGCUACGAUGGAUAUUGAAGAUUUACAGCCAGACUCUCAGGAUCGUCCUUUCAACCGGGAAGCAGGUUCGUUCUCUGAUACGACGCCAGGCCUGGAUGCGGCUGCAACGGUGCAGGUUGAAGCUUUAAUGCAGAGAGGCCGCGUUGAGGUCAAUGUAUUCCCCAUAUUCAUCCUGUUAUUCAAAAAUGGCACUGUCAUCACACUGCACCGCACGACCAACGCGAAGCUUACAGAGCCCAUCCGCGAUCGACUUUCUCGACCUGAUACUCUUUUGCGCUCUACAUGCGACGCCUCAGUUUUGGUUCAAAGCUUACUUGAUCUUGCCGUUGACAAGGCCAUGGGAAUCACAGAGGCCUGCGAAUACAAGCUGAAAAAAUAUGAGAAGCAGCUACUGCUCAAACCAGAGGUAAACACAGUCAGCAAUUUACACAUUUUGACUGGCGAUAUCAAUCUUCACCAACGUGCCCUCGUGCCUCUCAAACGGGUGAUAUAUGGUUUACGAAGAUAUGACCUCGAUCGAUGUAUUGCCUUGCUAAAUUUACCGCCAGGGGAGGAGGUAGAUGUCAAAAUGGAGGGGUACAUGAGCCGUACUGCGCUCACUUACCUUGCAGAUGUAUAUGAUCAUAUAGACUAUAUCCUCCGGAGUUUGGAUGUUGUUGAAAAUCUCGGUGAAAACUUGAUUGGAUAUUCAUUCAAUUUGACUUCCCAUGAGAUGAAUGUUAUAAUGAAACGGCUGACUCUCAUCACUGUUAUAUGUUUACCUCUGACUUUUUUGACUGGUUAUGGAGCAAGCCCGCCAAUGUGGUGGACUAUGGCCCCCACACAUUCUGAUAUCUGGUUCUGGAUUGUUGCACUCCCUGUAAUGGCAGUGGUCGUGCCUUUCUUUUUAUUUUCAGAGUUGAAGAACCUUUAUCACGUUGACAAGAACAGGAAAUUGUCGCAAAAGGCAUUGAGGGUUAGUUAUUUCUGA
Lentinula edodes (shiitake mushroom) is the source of this 1488-nucleotide messenger RNA. RefSeq lists its product as uncharacterized. Gene Ontology annotation, molecular function: magnesium ion transmembrane transporter activity; cobalt ion binding; magnesium ion binding. The record is from RefSeq and is a predicted model, not a curated record. The coding region runs from base 1 to 1488 and encodes 495 amino acids. Lineage: Eukaryota; Fungi; Basidiomycota; Agaricomycetes; Agaricales; Omphalotaceae. The transcript has 11 exons. Gene Ontology annotation, biological process: transmembrane transport; metal ion transport. Gene Ontology annotation, cellular component: membrane.